AUGAAAAUCAACAACGUAUACGUCGAUGUGCUGUGCCUUGAAGUUUGGUUCAUGAUUCGUCUUUUCACUCGUGAUAAAGCUAUUUUCUAUGAGGGUUAUUAUGAGCAUAAAGGAGAUAAAAUUCUUAAGGGAACAAUGGCAGUUGGGUUUACUAUUGAUUCAAAAGGAAAGCUUUCGUGGCAUCAAUCUGAAUUGAGACAAGUUAUAGCUGCAGCUGUGGCAAGUGAUCCAACAGAAAAUUCUGAAGCAAUUCUUGGUAAGCCAAAUGAAGACUAUUGUGCUUGGAUUGUUGAUUCAGAGAAGGGGGGAGGUGGUAUUGAGCUUUCAAUAUUAGUUAAUUAUUAUGGGCGUGAAGGAGGAGGGGUAUUCUCUUAA
Molecule: messenger RNA, 375 nt
Organism: Juglans microcarpa x Juglans regia
Lineage: Eukaryota; Viridiplantae; Streptophyta; Magnoliopsida; Fagales; Juglandaceae
Product: OVARIAN TUMOR DOMAIN-containing deubiquitinating enzyme 2-like
Exons: 1
Coding region: 1-375 (124 amino acids)
Biological process (GO): protein deubiquitination; endoplasmic reticulum unfolded protein response
Cellular component (GO): nucleus; cytosol
Molecular function (GO): cysteine-type deubiquitinase activity
Source: RefSeq, a predicted model, not a curated record